This is a messenger RNA of Ambispora gerdemannii, 1392 nucleotides long. NCBI's taxonomy places the organism in Eukaryota, Fungi, Glomeromycota, Glomeromycetes, Archaeosporales, Ambisporaceae. The record is from the annotation of a GenBank genome assembly.
AUGGUCGGUGAUUUUCAGAAUGGACUUAAUGAUUAUGUGGAAAAUCAAAGAAAUAAUUCUGAUAAAGCACAAUUACGUUCGCAAAUCAGUUCCUUAGAACAAAAUCUUAAUAAAACCCCAACUCAGCAAGCAGAUUUAACUAAAAAGAAAGAAAAAUUGCAAGAGUUAGAAAAAGCACUUACUAAAUCUUUACCUCUAUCUACUCAGAUUAGUAUUUUAGAGAGAGAAAUAAAAAGUUUAGCAAGUAAAUCUACUCGCACCCAAGUUGAGGAAGCACUUUUAACAAGUAAAAAGAAACAAUUGGCGGAAUUAUUGAAAAAACAAAAUAAUUCAGAUGCUAACUCUACUAAACCUAGUGAUAAAACUGCUUUUUAUAUUGGACUAGGAAUGGGAGGAGUAUUUUUAAUCCUUGAUAAAUAUCUAGAUUAUGAUUUAGCCUAUUACUGCAAGUCUAAGCAACUUGCUCCCGCAGAAGUUAAAGAUAGUUUAAAAUAUAGAUAUAAACUAGCACAAGAAUUGCAGUCAACUCAAGCCUAUCUUGAUUUUUUUUAUCCCUUAACUAACCGUAGUAAAAUUAAGAAGUUAGAUUUUAUUGAAAAAGACUUAACUGGUGACUUAAAUUUAACUGGGUUUGAUAAUUUAACUGAACUUGAUUGCUUUCGAAGUAAUCUAACUAACUUAGAUUUAAGUGAUUGUUCAUCUUUAACUAAACUUGAUUGCUCUGAUAAUAAACUAACUAAUCUCAACUUUAUAAAUACUUUACCCUGUCCAGAAAAAUUAACUAACUUAAAUAUUAAUUCUAAUAAAAUCACUAGUAAUUUAACUCCCCUUAGUAAAUUAGUUAAUUUGCAGGCGUUAAAUUUAUUUAAUAAUUCUUCUCUUGCUACUUCCUUAGCCCCUUUGCAACACUGUUUAAAGUUAGAAGGACUUGGUAUUAGUAGUACUAAUCUCACUCCUGAUCUGCAAUAUUUACCACUUACCAGUCAUCCAGAAUUAAUGCAACAAGCUGGUAAAAAAAAAGUAGUUGACAAUAAUGAUUAUCGCCAAAGUGAAUUAAAAACCGUAAUUACUACUCCCAAAUAUUUAACUGAACAUUCAAAGUCAACCACUGAGCCAGUGACAACAAGUGAACAGGCGAUAACUCAAAAAUUACCCUUUAGACUUUAUAAUAUUGAAAAAAACAAAAUAGAAAAAACUGAAGGAAAAGUAGCUAUUGAGGCUUGUAAACAAUUAGGUAUUAAUUAUUUAUGGAUGGAUCAAUUAUGCAUUAAUCAAGCAAACACCAAGGAAUCCAUCGAAGAAAAAAAUCAAGAAAUUCCUAAAAUGAGGCAGUAUUAUGGUAAUGCUAGUGCCGCUUUAAUUGCUAUUGAUGAUAAUGUUAAAGAAGAGUGA